This is a messenger RNA of Heterocephalus glaber (naked mole-rat), 1954 nucleotides long. It is a transcript of the gene Cspg5, whose product is annotated as chondroitin sulfate proteoglycan 5. Lineage: Eukaryota; Metazoa; Chordata; Mammalia; Rodentia; Bathyergidae. The record is from RefSeq and is a predicted model, not a curated record. Gene Ontology annotation, cellular component: synapse. Gene Ontology annotation, biological process: cell projection morphogenesis.
GCUAGGCUGAAGAGGCUCAGAAGCCAGGGUGAUAGCAAGGAGUUUGCUGGUGUAGAGUUUCCUAGGCAGCCCUGGAGGGAAAGGGACGCCAGGCAGCAGCAGUAGUUCCUGUAGGAGAAACAGGCUUUGAACCAACAUAGCCGCAUCAGGAGAUGGAAUCUCCGGCUUGGUCACCACGUGAGAUGGGCAGCGCAGCCGAGGCUGAAGAGCUGGCAAAGAGCGGCCUGGCAUGGGAGCCGCAUGCCAACGACACACGGGAGGUGGGCCUUCCAGCUGCUGGGGACGAUGAUCAAUUGUGGAGGGCGCCAGGCGGCGACCUGGGCCCUGUGCCCCCCGGGGCCGAGUUCGGGCCUGAGGAGGCGCCCAAGGCCUCAGCUGCGGUCACCCGCACUGUCUGGCUGGAGGCUGAGGAUGCAGGCCUUGGCGGGGUGACUGCAGAGGCGGGCAGUGGCGACACCCAGGCCUUGCCAGCCACGCUCCUGGCUCCCGACGACACCCUGGAGCAGUCAACGAUACCCCCCAGCCCCCCUGAGGCCACUGAAGCUGGGGCACCGCCUUUGCCCACCACAGCCCACCAGCCGAGCCCACGCCCCAAACUCCCCAAGGAGAGCCCCAUGGAGGUCUGGCUGAACCUGGGCAGCAGCACCCCCGAUCCACAAGAGCCAGGGCCCACUGACCCCAUUCCAGGCACCCUAGAGCCCCAGCCAGCCUCAGAAAUCAUCGACAUCGACUACUUCGAAGGACUGGAUGGUGAUGGUCGAGAUGCAGACCUGGGGAGCUUCCCAGGGUCACCAGGAACCUCAGAGCACCACCCGGACCCUGAGGGGGAGACCCCUUCCUGGAGCCUGCUUGACUUGUACGAUGACUUCACCCCCUUUGAUGAGUCGGAUUUCUACCCCACCACGUCCUUCUAUGACGACUUGGAGGAAGACGAGGAGGAAGAGGAGGAUGACAAGGAUGCAGUGGGAGUCGGAGACCUGGAAGAUGAAAAUGACCUGCACACGGAGAAGCCCGGCGCAGGGCCAGGAGCAGGCCAGCCCACCAGUCAGUGGCAUGCCGUCCCUCCGCAGCACACCCUGGGGAUGGUCCCUGGCAGCAGUAUUGCUGUCAGGCCCCGCCCAGGAGAGCCAGGCAGGGACCUGGCCUCCAGUGAAAAUGGCACCGAGUGUCGCAGCGGCUUUGUGCGCCAUAACGGCUCCUGCCGAUCUGUGUGCGACCUCUUCCCCAGCUACUGUCACAAUGGCGGCCAGUGCUACCUAGUGGAGAACAUAGGGGCCUUCUGCAGGUGCAACACGCAGGACUACAUCUGGCACAAGGGCAUGCGCUGCGAGUCCAUCAUCACCGACUUCCAGGUCAUGUGCGUGGCCGUGGGCUCAGCGGCGCUCGUGCUCCUCCUGCUCUUCAUGAUGACCGUGUUCUUCGCCAAGAAGCUCUAUCUGCUCAAGACGGAGAACACCAAGCUGCGGAGGACCAACAAAUUCCGGACCCCAUCUGAGCUCCACAAUGAUAACUUCUCCCUCUCCACCAUUGCGGAGGGCUCUCACCCAAAUGUAAGGAAACUUUGCGACACUCCCCGUAUCUCCUCCCCCCAUGCCCGUGCCUUGGCUCACUAUGAUAACGUUGUUUGUCAGGAUGAUUCCAGUGCUCCCCACAAAAUCCAGGAAGUUCUCAAGUCCUGCCUGAAAGAGGAGGAGCCCUUUAACAUUCAGAACUCCAUGUCGCCCAAGCUGGAGGGUGGCAAAGGGGACCAGGCUGACGUGGACGUGAACUGCCUUCAGAAUAACUUAACCUAAAGCCAAGCAGGAAGAGGCAGUGGGGGUGGGGGGCAGGGAAGACACAUUCUCUCCUCUUGUACAGAGUAUAUUUCUUGUAACCAUUUGUUAAACUCUUUUUCCUUUUCUGAUCUCAUGGCAUGCUUUGAUGUGUUUUGUACAGGAGGGAAAAAGACACAAAA